GAAUUUUUUGUUGUGCAGAUUGCCAUGGAAGAAGAACCUGUAAUAAAAGAAGAGCCGUAUUCAGACGGUGAGUUGGAUCCACUGCAGACAAACAGUGAAACUGCUGGAGAGAGUGAGGAAGAGAACCCGUGCACUGCAGAGCCAGCAGCAUCUUCCAAUCUGAAGGAUGGUUCCAUACAGAUUCCCGUUAAAGACGUAAAAGAAGAACCGGAAUCGAUAGUAGUGGAACCAAACUUGCAUCUUGAAGAAAAUGAUGGAAACAGUGCUGAAGUAAAUCACCAGGCUGAAGCCUUGCCUGCUAGUGGAAGUGGCCUGACAUCAGCACUUCAGCACAGCCAAGGGGUAUGUGUGGACAACAAGGAUACAUAUUUCAUAUGUGGGGAGUGUGGAAAAAGAUUUAAAGUAUUAACAAAAGUGUGGGUGUUCUCCUACAGAAAAUCCAUGAAGCACUUGGCCCUGGGAGACGGAAAGCACGUAGAAACUGAUCCACACAACCUUAGAAUGUAUCCAGCCAUCCUGGCAGACUGUUGCUGAUGUACAAUAUACAAAUGAAUCCUGUACCACAGUCCAAGAUGUGCAGCAUUCUCAGGUCAGUGAAGGACAGCCUAGGUCUAUAAGUUCCAGGGUCUGUAAGAUCCUGAGAAGAGGCUAAAUUCAUGCUCUGUCCGCCUUUACCCUUCAGAAAAUUACAUGAAGAUAGUGCCACUUUUAUUUCUCUUGUUCUGUUGCUGUAGUUUAC
Cryptotermes secundus is the source of this 739-nucleotide messenger RNA. RefSeq lists its product as uncharacterized. Lineage: Eukaryota; Metazoa; Arthropoda; Insecta; Blattodea; Kalotermitidae. The record is from RefSeq and is a predicted model, not a curated record.